AUGGCGAACACCCAGCCGCGAAGCAGGACAUCCCUUGACAAUGGCUGGAAGUUCCAUCUAGGUGCUGACAUCUUGGCUCCCCGCCGUCUAGUGGGUAAAGCUGGAACAGCCAACGGAUGGAGUGACCUGACAAAGGAAGAGCUGGAGCAGUACAAAGGCGAGGCAACCGCAAUCGAGAAGAUGGGAGCAGGCUUCCAGGCAAUUCAGGUUCGUCCCAGAGACGGUGACGCCUCUUGGACCGAGGUCAACCUUCCACACGACUGGAGAACUGAGCAAACCCCGGAUCCAAAUAACGACUAUCCCGUCGACUAUCCCAAGGGAUGGCACGCGUGGUGGCCAACAGGUGUCGCGUACUAUCGCACGGUCUUUCCCACGGACCCAGUUCGUCCGGGCCAACACGUCCAAUUGACCUUUGACGGGAUCGCCGGGGAGUCGAGCGUCUGGCUGAACGGGUUCUGGAUCGGAGGGCAGACCACCUCGUACACGCCGUUGACGCUUGAUGUGACUGAACUGCUUCGUUCGGAUGUACCCAAUGUCCUGCUAGUCCGGAGUGAUUCGUCCGAGGCGGAGGGCUGGUGGUUGGAGGGUGGCGGCAUCUAUCGACAUGUUUGGAUGGAAACUUAUGGCGAUGUCCACAUCCAGCAGAAUGGGAUUCUCGUUACUGCCCCGGACAUCUCUCCCGAGCGUGCUCUAGUGAGGGUGGAAGUAGAGGUCGGGAACCUCGCUCUGGAUACGACUGCAGUGACUAUUGAGCUCACAUUCACUGAUCCGAAUGGCAACACGCUCAGUCUUGCUAAAGAUGCCACGAACUCCUCGGUUUCUGUGCCAGGGAUGUCGCAGCGCACUGUUCGGAAAGAGGUUUUGCUCGAAAAUCCAGAGGUCUGGAACAUCGGAAAGGGCUCCCUAUAUACGUUGACCGUCCGUGUCGUCGGGCAGCAAAGCGACCAACUGCUGGAUACAACAACCAUCGAUUUCGGAGUCCGCAGGAUCGAAUGGGCAGAGGAUAGCAUCAUCAUCAACAAGGUCAAGACCAAGAUCAAAGGUGUCAAUCUCCACCAAGACUUUGGCUAUUACGGCAGCGCCCUACCAGACCGGAUCAUCGAAGCCAAGGUCGACAUGUGCGCUGAGAUGGGCGUCAAUGCUAUUAGGGUAGCGCACCACUCGCCCACACCAGAGCUGGUCCGCCACGCCGAUCGCAUCGGGAUGCUGAUUCUGCCAGAGCAGCGCAAUAUGAGCACUUCUGCAGCUAGCAUUGAGCAGUUACGAGCUAUGGUUCGAGCCUUUCGCAGUUCGCCUUCUGUUUUCAUGUGGAGUCUCGAAAACGAAGAACUGUCCAUGCAGGGGACACCGAUGGGGAGCGCUGUCCUGGCUCGUCUCAUCAAGGAAUGCAGGGUGUUGGACCCGACUCGUCCCGUCACUGUCGGCGGUGUCAUGAACCUCCCCGACACCAAGACCGGGUAUUACCAGCAGCUGGAUGUAAUCGGGAUGCACUACCGAUGCUUGUUUGGUACCCUCGAUGAGUCCAUUGCCUUGCACCCACGUCAGCUUCAUGUCCUGGACGAGGAGGGCCUGUAUGCCUGCACCCGCGGGGUUUACCACUACGACAAGGCUGGCGCGUACUCGGGCUCAUUCUCUUAUAUCCAUGAAGCUCUCUUGGACCGAGACGAGCCGCAGGCGAACGGCGCGAUUGGCGAUAUCGACCCCAGCAAGUUCUCCCCAAUCAUUGCACCAAACAUUACCCUGGCCUUCUCGCAUCCCAAGGUCACCGGCGCCUUUAUUUGGACAGGCAUCGACUACUACGGGGAACCGGCACCCGCCCGCUGGCCGUCUCUCGUUGGCGCCUAUGGACAACGGGAUCUUGCUGGCUUGCCAAAGGAUUAUUACUGGCUUGUGAGAAGUGUCUUUAAGCCCUCGGAGCCCAUCGUCCACGCGUUCCCCCACUGGACCUGGCCCGGGAAAGAAGGCCAGAAUUUGCCGUUUGCAGUCUACUCGAACUGCGAUGAGGUCGAGGUCGAGAUCAACGGGACGGUCAUAGGAGACCGCUGGCCGGUGGUCAACCACAAAGCGCAGAUACGCGAGGGGGUCGUAUAUCAGCCUGGUCGAGUCUGUGUUCGUGGAUACCGCGAGGGAAUCGUUGUUGCCGAGCACAUACAACAGACGGCCGGUGCGCCUUCCGCACUGAGACUCCUCCCAGACCGUUCGGUUCUCGACACCGACAGGAGGGAUGUGGCGAUUGUUCGAGUUUCAGUUGUGGAUUCCGAGGGUUGUUUCGUGCCGGAUGCUACGGACGAGAUUUCGUUCUCUGUCAAGGGGCCAGGUCGCGUUGGGGGGUUGUGCAAUGGUGACACGGCGUUUUCAAAGUACCUCCGGGCUACCGACAGGAUUGGUCUGUUCCAUGGACAGGCUGUUGCGUUUAUUGAGGCUGGUAGGGAAGAAGGCGAGAUCGAGGUCCUCGCCAUUGGCAACGGACUUGAACAGGCGCGGACGACAAUCCGGGCUUCGAGUGAACCGAUCAAUGUGGGUAAGCUGAUCCCUGCUCUUGAUGAGAGGCAGGUAUCCGUGUAUGGAACGCAUAGGAGUCUCGCGUAG
This is a messenger RNA of Aspergillus calidoustus, 2589 nucleotides long. The record is from the annotation of a GenBank genome assembly. NCBI's taxonomy places the organism in Eukaryota, Fungi, Ascomycota, Eurotiomycetes, Eurotiales, Aspergillaceae.